Molecule: messenger RNA, 3291 nt
Organism: Sitophilus oryzae (rice weevil)
Lineage: Eukaryota; Metazoa; Arthropoda; Insecta; Coleoptera; Curculionidae
Product: DNA excision repair protein ERCC-6-like
Exons: 3
Coding region: 153-3218 (1021 amino acids)
Biological process (GO): transcription-coupled nucleotide-excision repair
Cellular component (GO): nucleus
Molecular function (GO): ATP binding; ATP-dependent chromatin remodeler activity
Source: RefSeq, a predicted model, not a curated record
AAGUCUUAUCUACUCUUUGCCGAUACGCCUUUUUUAGGAUAGUGUGGAUGUGUGGAUGCACCCUGGACUGGACAUUGACAACCAGUUAGUUAUUCUAUGUUGACAACCUUCAAAACAAAUUUUAUCAUCCCCAACAUCCCGUAGAGCUUAAAAUGACUGAAGAGAAUAAUGAAUUGCAAUCUCUUGUUUUCCAAGGAAUAUCUCUUUGGAGCAAAUCUCAAGAAGUUUUAGAAGAACAAGCUUCAAAAGAACUUGAAAUAUUUGUUGAACAAAGUCAUGAAACUAAGCCUAGAGGGUUGGAUGUUAGUAAAGAGGAUACUAAAAACAGCAAUGUAUUUUCAGAAUGCAGUCGCCCUUUAAAUGAUGUUUCAUUAUAUAUUCAACAGCCAAUUAAAGAUGGUGUUUCUUUAAAUUCUAAAUGUAACGAAGUAAAUUUUAUUUAUGAAGAUGGAAUUAAUAAUGCAGAAAUAGAUGUUGGCAGUUCUGAAAGUGAUUACAUUCCUAGCGAAGAGGAAUUUUCAGAUGAAGAUUAUGUACCAGAAAAUAAAAUUGUAUUAAAUAAAAGUAAGACACCCAGAAAGGUGUGUACUAAAAAAAUAUCAAAAAAGGUGUAUGUUGGUAAUUUAAGACUAAAAGAUGAUGCUUUGCACAGUAAUUAUAAAGCUAGAUUAAAUGCUUACUAUAAUAAAAUAGAGGAGGGGCUUGCCAGCACAAGUUAUGAAUCCAAUAAGUUAAUAGAUAAUGGAUAUAAGGAAAUCAAUGGCGGUUUGAAAGUACCAAGAGAUCUAUGGAAUAAAUUAUAUGGUUAUCAAAAAAGUGGUGUAAAAUGGUUAUGGGACUUGCAUGAAAGAUCUACAGGUGGUUUACUAGGAGAUGAAAUGGGUUUAGGCAAAACAGUUCAAAUAAUUGCCUUUUUACAUUCAUUACAAUACAGUAAAAUAGUUUCUCAACAUUGCAAGUUUAUAGGAGUUGGACCAACAUUGAUUAUUUGUCCUGCUACUGUAAUUCAUCAAUGGGUUAAGCAUUUUUAUGAAUGGGCUCCUGAAUUUCGUGUAGCCAUUCUUCACCAGUCAGGAACACAUCAAGGUCAUAAAACAAAACUCAUUGAUGAAAUCAAUAACAACAAGGGCAUAAUUAUAACAACUUAUGCUGCAGUAUUGAAAUAUAAGGGAAAUCUUUGUGAAUAUAAUUGGCAUUAUUUUAUUCUGGAUGAAGGGCAUAAAAUUAGGAAUCCAAAUGCUAAAAUAUCAGUGGCUAUUAAAAGUAUCAGGACACCACAUAGAAUAAUGUUAACUGGGAGUCCCAUGCAAAAUAAUUUAACAGAAUUAUGGAGUCUAUUUGAUUUUACCAAUCCAGGAAUGUUAGGUAAUCUGGCUACAUUUACAGAACAUUUUGUCAAUCCAAUAUUACAAGGUGGAUUUGCUAAUUCUAGUCCAAUGCAGGAAGCAACAGCUUUAUCUGUGGCGUCAACAUUAAAAAAUAUUAUAUCACCUUUUUUGUUAAGGCGCAUGAAAAAUGAUGUAAAGAAUCUCAUUCAUUUACCUCAUAAAAGUGAACAGGUAUUAUUCUGUUCUUUAACUGACCAACAACGAAAUUUGUAUAAAGAAUAUUUAGUAUCUGAACAAGUCAAUAAUAUACUGGGUAGAGGUAUAAAACAAUGGAGUACUGAUAACCACAUUAAAGCAAAUAUGCUAAUAGCAAUAACUGCUUUAAGAAAAAUUUGUAAUCAUCCAGAUUUAUACUUAAGUGAAACUGAUUGGUAUGAAAAUGAUGAGACAUCUUUGGAGACACAAUAUGGAUACUAUAAGAGAUCUGGUAAAAUGGUAGUUGUGUCUGCAUUAUUGAAAAUAUGGAAAAAACAAGGCCACAGAACACUUUUGUUCUGUCAAGGUAGAUCAAUGAUAAAACUAUUUGAAUUAUUUCUUUCACAGCAAAAUUACAAAUAUUUAAAAAUGGAUGGAAGCACCACUAUAUGCUCAAGGCAAUCAUUAAUUGAUAAAUUUAACACAGAUAGUAGUUUUGAGGUGUUUCUGUUGACAACUAGAGUUGGUGGUUUAGGUGUAAAUUUAACAGGAGCCAACAGAGUAAUAAUAUAUGAUCCCGAUUGGAAUCCCGCAACAGAUGCUCAAGCAAGAGAAAGAGCAUGGAGAAUUGGCCAAGAUAAGUCAGUGACAGUUUAUCGCCUUAUUUCUGCUGGUACUGUAGAAGAGAAAAUGUACCAAAGACAGGUUUGGAAACAACUGCUAAGUAAGAAAGUUUUAGUAGAUCCUAGCACUAACAAAUUCUUUAAAUCAUCAGAUUUAUUUGAUUUGUUUUCAUUGCCAGAAUCUGCACAAGCUAAUCCUGAAACAACCAACAUUUUUAGAGAGUCUAGGAUCAAAAUGCAGGAAAAAUUAGAGGAGCAAAAAACCCAAAAGAAAAAAAAACAAAAAAAGAGUUCUACCAUGACAUCUCUUGACUCACAUACUGAAAAUUCUUCAGAAUCAUUUAAAUUUUCUGAAGAUAAAGUUCUAGAAAUGAAAGCUCUAGCUCAAAAGAUUGCAAAAAGUAUAUCACAACAAAAUGGCACCCUAGAUGUGAAGAAGGAACAAAAUAAAUCUUAUUUCCAAAAAGAAUUGGAUGAGGAAAGGAAGAAAAAAUUAAAAGAAAAGAGAAGAUUAAAACAUCUAAGUCCUAGAGAUCUGAUGGAUUAUAAUAGGUGGAAGGCAAUGUACAUUGAGGAUAAAAACAUAAAUAAACUUGAUGAUGAUAAAACUGAGAUAAGUUUUGAUAAAGCACUUGAACAGAGCUCUAAAACUGCCAACCUUUAUCACAGUAUGAAUUUAAAGGAAAUAAAAGAAAUGGAAAAGAAUUUAGGAAUAUCUCAAGUAUCAGAUGAUGAUAAUUCAUCUGAAACAGAAGAAAAAAAUCAAGAUAAACUUAAAUCAAGAAAACGAAAACAUAUCGUAGAUACAUCAGGUAAAAUUGACGGUGAAGAAGUGGAAGGUUUAGUGAAACGUGAGAAAAAAAAGUUAAAGCUGGAAAAAGGGCAAAAUGAUGAUUAUAUCUUAGCACAUCUUUUCUCCAAAAAGGGGGUUUCAGGUGCCUUAGAACAUGAAUCUGUAUUAAAUGGAGGGAAAAAGCAGCAAACAUUGAAAGAUAGAACAUGUGCCGAAGAGAAAGCUUUAAAAUCAUUAGAAGCUUUAAAGAAGUCUCGAUUAGAUAAUUGGAGAUGGUAGUUUUGUAAUUUAUUUAUUAAAUGUAUAUAUUAAUUUCUGUAUACUUUUUCAGUAUUAAAUAUUGUUUGUUAAA